ACUGGACCAUGGCGGCGGCGGCCGCUCGGCGGCCCUGGGCCCUGCUGCGUCUGCUGGCGGCCGCGCUGCUCUUCCCUGGAGCGGCCGCACUGCAGUGUUACUGCCACCUCUGCACGAAGGACAACUUCACCUGUGUGACAGACGGGCUGUGCUUCACCUCGGUGACACGGAUGGCAGACAAGGUCAUCCGCAACAGCAUGUGCAUAGCGGAGAUUGACCUGAUCCCCCGGGACAGGCCCUUCAUCUGCUCCCCCUCCUCCAGGGACAGGGUCUCCACCGUGUCCUACUGCUGCGACAGAGAUCACUGCAACAAAGUAGACCUCCCCAUCCCCACGCCAGGCCCUACUCCAGGAAAAGCAGCUUCCAACCUAGGACCUGUGGAACUGGCUGCUGUGAUUGCUGGGCCUGUCUGCUUUGUCUGCAUUUCACUGAUGUUGAUCCUGUACCUGUGUCACAACCGCACUGUCAUCCACCACCGCGUGCCAAGUGAAGAGGACCCCUCCCUGGAUCGCCCCUUUAUAUCGGAGGGAACUACUUUGAAGGACUUAAUUUAUGAUAUGACAACGUCAGGCUCUGGCUCAGGUUUACCUUUGCUUGUGCAAAGAACCAUUGCAAGAACUAUAGUGCUGCAGGAAAGCAUUGGGAAGGGUCGCUUCGGAGAGGUCUGGCGCGGGAAGUGGCGAGGGGAAGAGGUCGCUGUGAAGAUCUUCUCCUCCAGAGAGGAGCGCUCCUGGUUCCGGGAGGCAGAGAUCUACCAAACAGUCAUGCUGAGGCAUGAGAACAUCCUGGGCUUCAUAGCUGCAGACAACAAAGACAAUGGUACGUGGACCCAGCUGUGGCUGGUGUCAGACUAUCACGAGCACGGAUCGCUCUUCGAUUACCUCAAUAGGUACACAGUGACAGUGGAAGGAAUGAUCAAACUGGCUCUGUCCACUGCCAGCGGCCUUGCUCAUCUUCACAUGGAAAUUGUUGGCACACAAGGCAAACCAGCAAUUGCCCACAGAGAUCUGAAGUCCAAAAACAUCCUGGUGAAGAAGAAUGGAACCUGCUGCAUCGCAGACCUGGGGCUGGCGGUGCGGCAUGACUCGGCCACCGACACCAUCGACAUCGCCCCCAACCACCGAGUGGGCACAAAGAGGUACAUGGCCCCUGAGGUGCUGGAUGACUCCAUCAACAUGAAGCACUUUGAGUCCUUCAAGCGCGCAGACAUCUACGCCAUGGGCUUGGUGUUCUGGGAGGUCGCUCGGCGCUGCUCCAUCGGCGGAAUCCAUGAAGAUUACCAGCUGCCAUACUAUGACCUGGUGCCCUCAGAUCCUUCUGUGGAAGAGAUGAGGAAGGUUGUGUGUGAGCAGAAGCUGAGGCCCAACAUUCCAAACAGAUGGCAGAGCUGUGAGGCACUGCGGGUGAUGGCCAAGAUCAUGCGCGAGUGCUGGUACGCCAACGGCGCCGCCCGCCUCACGGCGCUGCGCAUCAAGAAGACUCUCUCGCAGCUCAGCCAGCAGGAGGGGAUCAAGAUGUGACCUGGCCUUGCCCCGAGGGAGCGCCCUCACAGCCCUGCCAGAGUGGCUGCGAAGAGGAUCAAUUGUUCUACCUCACUGGGGGAACAGAAGGAUAUUGCUGCCUUUUAGUACUUCAUAGGAACAUCACUUGGUAGGAUCUUCGUGGAUGUGCUGAGCGGUUGUGUUGGGUCCUUUCUGUGCACUAUGAACCUCUUUCCCGGGUUCCUUGCAAAGCAUCGUGUAGUCUAGUCACGGUUUUAUUAACCUCUGAUGUUUUAUUUGGAACGUGGAGGGGGGCUGGUCUGAACUUGCAGUUGACUCUGCUGAAGACAAGAGGUCACUGUUGCAACCCAGCUGGUUCCCGGUAGCGUUCCAGAACGCGGGGAUGACUCUGGAGGCAGCUUCCCUCCUGGCUGGUGCAGUGACUCUCCUGUCACAGCUCCUGGAUUCAGCGUGUGCUGCUGGAGUGUGCUUUGUGGCUGUUCAGGUAGUGCAUCUCCGGGGCUCUUACCUUGGUUUGCAAACUGACCUCGCUCAGUAGCAGGAACAGGAUUUAUGCAACUGCAGCUGAUUGCUAGGGGGUUCCCACUCUUUCAGAGCACCCCACUGCCUUCAAACCAGAUUGUACUGUACCAGAAAGUGCCACUUUGCAGCCUCUUCUGUGCAGCAGCAGGAGCAGACCAAGCCUGUGGUACAUUUGGUUUCACAAACAUUUAAAAUCAGCUGUACCUUUGCCUAGCUAAAGUCUGAAUCGUGUUCAUUGCAGCAAGUCCAUGAUCCAUGGAGUGUCUUUAAUUUCACCAAAAUCUGACUCUAAACCACUGUAGUUGCUUCAAAGAGUGUAAGCUAGUUAAUUAACUGUCUGGUUUUGUAAUUGUCAAAUCAUGAGUCAUCAUUUUUGUAUAAGAUUUUUUUUCCAUGGUGCUUCUGAAAUGCUGGGAGUACCUCUGCUUCAGAAAAGCAGCGAGAGCGAUAAGAGGUUCUUAAGGGAGACUUGGCUCCAUGAAAUCAAACACGAAAAGCAUCUUUUCUGUGCAGUUCUGCGGAGCCUUAAGGCUCGGGGAACAAUAUCUGCAAUUAAACAAGGAUUAAGUGCACCUGUAAUUAGGGAGAAGUUAUUUGAGCUUUUGCACUCGAAAGUUCAAAGCUGCUUAUAAAUUGUCUGUGUGUGUUUUGUGUGUGCCUCGUACACAGAGAGUGGUGAGCUGCAGCUCUUUGGAUACAAACACCAGAGGAUUCCAGCAAUCCUCUUCAUAGUUACAAGAACAAAGCUUCUGGUGGCUCUGUUGUAAGAACACAGAGGAGUCUGCAUGGCUUCGGGCAAGCUUUGCCAGAGGCUUUGCAGGACAUCCCAGGCUUUUCACAGACUACUUUAGAAAGGAAACCACUUGAGGGGAGUGGGGGCAUUAGUAUAGAGAGUUCUCUGUGCACAGCUUCUUGCUGCCAGGGUAUUUAUUUCUUCACUGCAGGUUUAGGAAGGCUCUAGUUGGCCUUUGGGUUUCAUUAAUGCCCAAAGCACCCAGCAAUGUUACAGUGCCUGGCAAUUCAUAUGCCACCUGAGCUCUUGCUCUCAGAACACAUCACUGUCCAUCCAACUCAGACAGCAACCUUAACUGCUCUCCUUUCACCCUCAGCGUUCAGUCCUCUUGAGUUUUUCCACAGAGCUAGGAGCAGUGCAGGGUGGUUGCUAACAAGAGGAGAGCUCAGGUCUCCCAGUCUUUGGUCCGUUGUCAGUUACAGCAGAAGGGUGUGGGAGCCCAAUAAGCAGGGGCUGUGUGGUGAUACAGGACUUGGGCCAUUAGGGUAGCACCUGGCUGGCUCUUCCACACCUCCACAUUCCCAGUGCUUUCUUGGGGAUGGUUUAAAUGAGGUGGGAACUGCAGACUUCAGAGGCUGCACUGCAGAUAAUGAAGUGCUUUAUUUCAGCCUGUUGUAGAAUCUGGGUUUGCAAUACAGCUGUCAUGUGCCUGCUUGUUUGGCACUGGGCAGCCAGGCUUAUUGCUUCGGGCCUCUGUCAAAGCUGGGUCAGAAAUGACUGCUUGCAGGUAUUUGCAGUGCACCAUUGCCUUUGUGCAAGGGGACAGCUGUGCACACACAGCACUUAUGGCUGUUCUGAAGGAGGAUUGGGGUGAACUCUCAGGUCUGCCUACUUGAUGUGCCUCUGACAAGCUCUGUCUCUAGAGAAGCGUUGAAAGCCAACAGGUCAGUGUCAGAAUAGAAUUUACUGUAUUGGCAAACCAAUGUCAGAGGCUUCUUUGAAAACCAGUUUUGUGACAUUUGGAGCUUCUUACUGGUGUAGCUGGACCCCGAACAGUUAAGAUGACGUCAUUCAUACUUCAGAGC
Messenger RNA from Dryobates pubescens (Downy woodpecker), 3842 nucleotides. It is a transcript of the gene TGFBR1, whose product is annotated as transforming growth factor beta receptor 1. NCBI's taxonomy places the organism in Eukaryota, Metazoa, Chordata, Aves, Piciformes, Picidae. Gene Ontology annotation, cellular component: activin receptor complex; plasma membrane. The record is from RefSeq and is a predicted model, not a curated record. The transcript has 9 exons. Gene Ontology annotation, biological process: heart development; cellular response to growth factor stimulus; transforming growth factor beta receptor signaling pathway. Bases 9 to 1520 code for a protein of 503 amino acids. Gene Ontology annotation, molecular function: SMAD binding; ATP binding; transforming growth factor beta receptor activity, type I.